UCUAGGCUGAAAUGGCCGAAUAUUGUUACCGGCUUUUGAAAAAAGGUUAACAAUUUAGUAAUCUGUAUUCAAAUGAUUAUCAUAUCUGGACAAGCCUUUGGCCCCAGCAUACGCUUGUGAAAAAAAACGCACAGAAAGGAUUUCAAUUGAUGUGGUUUAAAACAUUGUGCUGGCGAAAUGCUUCACUAAUAUUCAGGCGGCUUAAUGCAAAAGUCAUUAUUUGAUAUCUGGCAUUCAUAAGAUCAGCAUCAUUUGAUACUCGGAGCAUCUUAUGAACGGAUAACUUAUAUUUGAUCACAUUUUUGUGUGUUUUGAACUCAGUGUUUGGGCUCUAUCGCUCUCUUUAUUUCAGGAGGUGUAGCUUGUUAUUAAAUUUAAAUUAACAAUUAACAGUAAAUUAAAUCAACAUAAUUUUGACUGAUUUAUAGUGAGGAUCGCGGUUCAAGUGUGUUACCUAUGACUUUGGAAUUCAUACAACAUGAAAACGUCUUAAGAUUUGAGUGAACUUUGACAGAUAUAUUAUAAUUACGCGUGAGCAAAAGGGCCUAAUUUAAAGACUUGAGCGGAUAUAGAGUGCACUAACAACAUUUGAUUACUGCAGACAAGGCUGUGAUUUCACAUUACCGGAAACCCAAUGCACGGGAUGGAUAUAGCCCUGGCUAAGAUGGAGCAUCUCCAUAACCAGGCGAUGCUGUCAGCGCAGGGCCGUGGCUCCCCGACCCUGAGUCAAAGCAGCCCCGAGCCUCCGACCCCUCCGGCCAUGUCAUCCAGGGCGUCCAUGUUUCCCGUCUCCAUGCACGGGGCAUUGUUGAGCCACGGGCACGACAUCCUGAGCAAGCUCCACAAAGUAUCCUACAGCUCCCCGCCACCUAUCGCCUGUAGUCCAGAAAACAACGUCUGCAAACUGAUCAACUACCGUGGCGCUAAAAUAGCAGCGUUUAACGUUGACGGACGAGAGCUGAUAUGCCUACCACAGGCGUUUGAACUUUUUCUGAAACACCUGGUGGGCGGACUACACACGGUGUAUACGAAGCUGAAGCGCCUGGACAUCACGCCUGUCGUCUGCAACGUGGAGCAGGUUCGAGUCUUGCGCGGCCUCGGUGCCAUCCAGCCAGGGGUGAACAGGUGCAAACUCAUCUCCUGCAAGGAGUUUGACAUCCUGUACGAGGACUGCACUAACUCAAGUGCGAGACCAGGGCGACCGCCAAAGAGGAGUCCCUCAAUGCACGCCAGCCCAGACACCAUCGAUAAGUUGAAGAAAUCCAGAUUUGAUGGGACAGACUACUACAACGCUUCCAGAUUCUUUGAUUCCACUAAGAGUUUCUUGAACGGAUUCCCACCUCAUCCGUACACGAUGGGUCACCUCCCAUUCAUGCAGCUGAAUCAUCCUCUCCUUGCACCGCCCGUCUCCCUCGCCAUGGCCCAGCAGCUCGGUCUCCGCCACGAGGGCCUUAUUGCACGUGACGCCCAUACCAACGACCAGGACCGAGGUCAUGACAGUGAGGAAGGAAAGGAGCGGACGUCGCCCAAGGCACCGGAAGUCUCCUACCACCCGGCCUACCACCACACGCCCGCCAGACUCGACCAUGACAGUGAAAACACACCUCUUAAUCUGCAUAUCAAUGGCAAUGCCACGGAUUUACGGAAAUCACCGAACUCCAGAUCGGAAGACCCGAUGUCUGACGAAUUCAACGACAUCGAUGACGAUAAUCCUUCAGAUGACGACGACAAAAGCGCAGCUGACAGCGCCGAGCUGAUGGAAACCCUGUCUCACGACGAUGUAGGGGAGGCAACCAAUGAAGACCAACACAGCACGACCGGUAUGAGUAACGGCGCUUUGCCCGGUUACUCCUCCAUCGAAACUCUUCUGUUGAACAUACAAGGACUUCUGAAAGUCGCGGGAGAAAAUGCCAGACACCAAGAAAGACAGAUUUCCGAGCUAAAAUCAGACAUUAUCCGUGAGAAGAAAGCCAGAGAUGAUCUCGAAAAGCAACUCUCCGAGGAGCAGAAACAGAAAAAUAUACUUCUAAAACGUUUAAAGCGAGAACGGCGGGCGAGGCACCACCAAGAGGAUAAGGUUGCACCGGAAUCAGGCGUACCGGUAGCCCUAGCUCGCCAUAACAGCCCCACCCACACCAACAACAAUGACAAGAUCCACAAGCCGGCACCAAGCCCCUGUGAUGAAGAGUCGCACGAGCGGAGCCAGUCCCGAACGAGCGCCCACGAGUCGGAACGUGCACCAUCACAGAACAGCUUCCAGCCCGUCUGAGCACGUGUGCUAUGGUGGAUUUAGAAAUCUACACAAAAUAUGCUUAUAUGUAGUAGGCACUUUUUGUGACCUUCAGAAUAGUCGUGACAUUGUGGAGCUAUGCCGGAAGUUUUCAAUAUUAUUCUGAAGACGCUAUAAAAACAGACCCAUCUACAUCAAGAUUGGGGGGCAUUCACAAUUGUUGUUUUACCCUGGGACACAUUUUGUUAUCAUAUUCAUCAAGGUCCGUAUGUUGUGUGUGAAGCACGGGUUAUUUAUUGUUAACACUCGUGCAUUCAGUGAUGUGUAUUUGACUGCAGUCGAACCACGUUGGCUCGAACUUGCUUGGCUCGAUUUCCUCGUUGGCUCGAACUGGAUCCAAAGGACCUAAAGUACCGAUUUCAUUUUACAGAAUGUAAGCAUUCCCGCUUGGCUCGAACAACCCGAGGCUCGAGGUAUUUACACCGGUCCCUUGGAGUUCGAGCCAACGGGGUUCGACUGUAUUUUGAAUGCAAAGGAAUAAAACGGGGCUAUACUCCAUAACCACCUUAGAUUUAAAAUAAGUUUAUGAUUAGAAUCCAAGUAUUUUGAUUGGACGGUAAAAAUAACUGGCCAAUUGAGUGAAUGGUUUCUGAGAGGCAUAUCAACGGAUAAAGAUAAGAGUAAUAUUGAAUAUAGAGGGACUCGCUCAUGUUUUUGGACCAAAAACUAGUUUACCUUGAAUGCAUCUGUAAACACUUAUUUUAUCAGUAUUUUACUCUAUGAUAUCGAAAUUGCAGAUAAUAUAUAAUUAUAGUAUAAAAAAGUAUUUAUUUUUAGUGGGGUGCGAACCCACAUUUGUAAGCUAUUUGAAAAAAAAAUGCAAUUUACAAAAACAUGGGCGUGCCCCUUUAAAACGACGAGUGCUACAGUUGGCAUCAGAAAAUCAAAACUGAAUUCAGUGCAGAAAAAAAAAAAAACGUUUUAUAUAGGACAUAUAUGUAACAUGUCAUAUUUUUUAAGAAAUCGUUAAACAAUAAAUGCCAGGGCGGAGAAAUUUGAUAGUAUUGUCAUCAGAACGAGAUUCGUGUCAAGUAUGACUGACAAUUCAAAGGGAGAAUGUGAAGAAAUUAUGAUGAGCAAUUCUUAUCACAGUACGUAAUUGUAGUCCGUAUUGUUUGCAUUUUAAUUAUCCAUAAUACUGUUAUUAAUUAUGUAAUAUAUGUCAAGUGAUUAUGAAAUGUAAUGUUAAUGCUUAAAUUUACUUGUACAUGUAUUUGAACUGUGUUCGUGUUUUAAUGUAUUGUAGCAAAUUUUACCUCCUAAUAAAUGUCUAAAACAA
Messenger RNA from Mya arenaria, 3569 nucleotides. RefSeq names its product dachshund homolog 1-like. The transcript has 9 exons. The record is from RefSeq and is a predicted model, not a curated record. Bases 635 to 2269 code for a protein of 544 amino acids. NCBI's taxonomy places the organism in Eukaryota, Metazoa, Mollusca, Bivalvia, Myida, Myidae.